This is a messenger RNA of Micromonas commoda, 1026 nucleotides long. RefSeq lists its product with no specific name. The transcript is spliced from 2 exons. Gene Ontology annotation, molecular function: hydrolase activity; RNA 7-methylguanosine cap binding. Gene Ontology annotation, cellular component: nucleus; P-body. The record is from RefSeq and is a predicted model, not a curated record. Gene Ontology annotation, biological process: deadenylation-dependent decapping of nuclear-transcribed mRNA. NCBI's taxonomy places the organism in Eukaryota, Viridiplantae, Chlorophyta, Mamiellophyceae, Mamiellales, Mamiellaceae. The coding region runs from base 1 to 1026 and encodes 341 amino acids.
AUGGCUUCUGAGGAUGAGAGCGCGCUGCUUCCUCACAAACUCCCAAGUCUCCGAGGACUCAAGGUGGAUCGGGUGCUAAACGAUGGCAAAGAAAGCGGCGUCGUCGCUCUGCUGGGAACCUUCGCCGGGUGCUCCACGCAGGCGGUGGUGAAGCUCUCGAGACCGCCCAUACCCGUCGGCGAUCCCGACGCCCUCUCCCGUGCCAUCUCCUUGUCCGAGCGCGCGCCGUGGAGCGGGAUGGAGUACGGGUAUUACCACGGCGCUCUCGACCCUUUGUUCGCCCCAGGGCUGAGCGUGGACGUGCUCUACCCCGGGUGCCUCUACGACGAGUCCGAGGAGGCACGCGAAAAGCUUCUGAAGAAACAUAUAAGCAGGAACACAGCGCAGGCUCCCGUGGCGUUCAGGGAAACCGUGGAGGCUUACGAGAAUGCGCACGUGCCGUACAUUCGCGCCAUCCCCGAGGGAGCCGUCGGGUGGGUGUACAAGAUACUGGCCUUGGAGAAGGAGACAGAGCGGCUGCUGUUCAACGAUCCGACCGAAGAUGCCGGAUUUUUGCUCAACACGGACCCGAAGUGGACCACCCACCCUGACCACAACACGACGCCCAAGGCGGCGUGGAAAGGGCACGCGUCCACGAGGGACCUGUACUGCCUGGGACUGUGUCACAGGAGGGAUGUCAAGUCUUUGCGGGACCUGCGGAGGGAGCACCUCCCGAUGCUGAGGGCCAUGGCAGAGACGGGCAGGAGGGUAAUCAGGGACACGUACGGGCUGGAGGAUCACAGCGUGAGGGUGUUUGUGCACUACCCGCCCCAGUUUUACCACUUUCACGUGCACUACACCAACGUCGCCGUGGACAUUGGCGUGCAGACGGAGCGAGCGCACCUGCUGGACGACGUCAUCGACAACAUCGAGCGAGACUCGGAGCACUACGCCAAGUGCGCCAUAACCGGAAGGAUGGGUGAGAACGACGAACUCUGGAGGAGGUACAGAGAGUGGAGGGCCAACAGCGACGCGGGGAGCACGUAG